AACCAGAUUAGAUCUCAUCUAUCACAAUUAUCGCAGAAAUAUUAAUAUAACCGUUAUUUAUAUUUGCAUCUCCAUUUUGAUCAAAAAUGAUGUGUGCAUUCUGGAAAUCCCACAGUUUGGAUGGUGGAGGUUGGUGUUUGAGUGUAUUUUGCUUACCGUUAAACAGUGUUUUGUUACGACCUGGUAUAUAACGGAUAUAACACAAGCGAAUAUCUAUCUAUUCGCCAUGGCAAUUGAUCCGAAAAAAAUUAUAACUGAACUAAGUACUGUGUUCAAAGAUGAUCAAGAGACAUUUGCAAGAGUCUUGUUUUAUUUAACAGAAGAAGAAACAGUGUAUAAGGAAACCGAUAAACUAGGACCGCAUAUGAAGAUGCUAAUGUCAACUAUGGAAAUAGCAUCUCUGUUUAGUCAGUAUGCCAAACGGUUAGCAGAGGACACAAAGAGGGCUGAUUCGGAUAAAAAGUUUAAACGGGUUCUAGGUGCAAUUUGGGCCGAAAUGAUGGACGCUAACAAACAGACAGAUGAUCAAGAUCAAAUCCCCGAUGUAAACAUAAUUGUCAAAUUAGAACAUUUGUCUCUGCAAGCUGCUCCAGGAAUGAUCCGCGCCUUGAGCGUUAUUCCAUAUGAAAGCCAAAAGCUCUUUUUAAUGAUGAUCAAAGACAUUGUGCCAACAACGAUCGUAUCGAAAGCAGAUUUUGUUGUUGACACUGUUAACAAAGCAGGUGGUGCUGUAGUAACUCUAGCUUUAGCAGGUAUACAAUUGACAUAUGAAGCUAUAGUUAACAUUAGAAGAUGGUGGGAAGGAGAGAUUUCAGGAAAGAGAUGUUGUAAAAAUAUUAUAGAUUCAUUUGCUGCAGUUGGUGGUGGCAUCGGUGGAGGAUUUGCUGGUGUAGCUGUGGGAGCACUUGGAGGUCCAAUUGGUAUGAUAAUGGGAGGUAUUAGUGGAGGCGUAUUUGGCGGAGAAAUGGCCAGGAUUCUUUCGGAAUGGAUGACUAAAAAGAUUUUUGAUGUUCCAAAAUCUGAAGCGCUAGAAAAUGCUUAUAUUUUCUUUAAGUUGCGCAAUAAUGCUUCCCAUCAUGAGAUUAAUACAGCUUACAGGCAGAAGUGCCUCGAACACCAUCCUGACAAAGGAGGUUCUUCGCAGAUGUUCCAUAAAGUGCAGAUGGAAAUGGCGGUUAUUAAAGCUGCCAAAGGAGAACUUUAUUCAGACUAAUUAAUUGAUAUUUUUUUACUUAUGUUUAGAUUUGUACAGAAAUAAACCUAACGUUUUAUA
This is a messenger RNA of Diabrotica virgifera virgifera (western corn rootworm), 1273 nucleotides long. RefSeq lists its product as uncharacterized. The record is from RefSeq and is a predicted model, not a curated record. Bases 227 to 1213 code for a protein of 328 amino acids. NCBI's taxonomy places the organism in Eukaryota, Metazoa, Arthropoda, Insecta, Coleoptera, Chrysomelidae. The transcript has 5 exons.